Molecule: messenger RNA, 5118 nt
Organism: Morchella sextelata
Lineage: Eukaryota; Fungi; Ascomycota; Pezizomycetes; Pezizales; Morchellaceae
Exons: 5
Coding region: 1-5118 (1705 amino acids)
Source: RefSeq, a predicted model, not a curated record
AUGCCACCUCGCCGACGAGCAAAAUCUAUUCAGGACCAACCUUCAUCUUCUUCGCCCCCGCCUCCUAAUACUUCUCCAACUGUUCCUGCGGGACUUAUACCUCGUACAACUCGCUCAAGAAAGAGCCAGUCUUCAUUGACAAUCGAGCCCCCAAGGCAGCAAUCAACUACCCGUGCGCCACUAUCUGCACCGUCCACAGGCACUAGUUCAUCGUGGACUUUACCUCAAACCUCUCCACAAUUAGAAUCACAACGCCGAUCGUCAAGGGUGACAGCUGUAAAAGCUAGAGAAACUAUCAGAGAAGCUAUACUUCCUCCUAACCAAUAUAAUUCUGCCACCGCACGGGUAAGAAGAGCUAGUAUAAAUUCCACGAAUAAUAAUCAAAUAAUGAGGAUAGAUAAUACAUUAUCCUCAACCGAGGCUGCGCUGAAUACAAGUCCUCUACUUACAGCAGCAACCCCGGGAUUUAGUCCCAAAAAAAAGACACCACCGGGGCUUAAACAAGAAACAUCAGAUACAAGGUUAUUGGACACAAUACUUCAAAACGGGGGUACCAACGACUUCCAGAGAGGGGGAAGAAAGGGGUCAUUAUCUAAUUCAGUCAAAUCUGGAAAGGAGACUAAUAAAACUGUUGAUCCGGUCAAUGGUACCGAUUUACCUCAAAAUUUGGAUGUUGUCUCAAGCACAGAAACAAAUAAUUCCGGACAGGAAGUAAAUCUAGAGAGGGGAAGCGUCAAAGAAGUCAAUGAGAAAACAAUUACAAGAAAAUCAGAUAUCGAUAUCAAUAUGCAAGAUAUGGAAGUGAGCGAACCGAUAAAAGGAGGCCUUCCUUUGACAGAGCCUAUCGAUGCUGAAAACCGGGAACUCAAUACAUGCGAAUCCGAAGUAGGGGUGAUUGAAAAACCCCAAGAGAUUAUAUACAUAUCUGGUUCAUCACCCCAGCAACCCGGUCAUGAUUCGUCACCAAAGUCAUCGGAAGGGGGUAUGGAGUCACGUGAUACAUCGCCUAGUACAAGUCAAAAAGGUAAACAUGAUUUAUCAUCGUCUGCAAAAAUGCUUUCGAAGGCACGACGUAAAAAACCCCGGAAUAUCUACAUCAGUCCACAGAAGCAGCGGCUUCUGCGUCAGAAGCAGAGGGAACGGGAAGAAUAUAGAAGAAAAGUUGGGCUUUCGGAUUCUAUGGCCGGAAAUGGUAUCCCAUUCGACUCUAUCAUCCAAGACCAGGUUAAUAAUGCCUUUGAAGAAGACUUUGGGCCACUCCUACGCGGAGAAGUUGUUGUUGUGGACGGUGCGCAAACCCCACUAAACUUGGUUGAAGCAGCGGUGGAUCUACUUCUUGGGACUGCGAUGGGGGGUAUAGAAAUUGAAGAUAUCAGAAAGGAGGAUGAAGACGCGGCAAAUACUAUCAUGCGCGAAAUCGAUGCAGACGAAGAGAGAGACGACUCCAAGUUCCUAAGUCAUGUUGAUGAGCCUUUAUCCCCAAUAAUCGUCUCACAGAAUUGCACUGUCGACUCAUCCCUCCAAGCUCCUAAUAGCAAUGAAGAUAGGGCCAAGGGCGGCUCUCCAUCAUACCAAUUACUUGCAGAGGCCGAGAAAGAUUGCGAGAAGCACGAUCAAACUACCGAGGUUGAAGCCACUAGUGAUAGCAACCCCGAAGCGCGAAAGAUUACACCUUUGAUUAAAGAGUCGGUUAGGCACGUUCCAGUUCAUAACUCUGAACAAACCGAUGAUGAAGAUGGAGCAUCGUGCUCUGAGUCUCAAUCAUCAGCCAGCUCGACAGAUGAACUGGAAGUUUCCGACCAAUUGGACCAAUUGGACCCGGAAGUCCUUGAAGAUGCAGAAACCUACCCCAGUAGACCAAUUGGAAGGCGUUUGUCUUUAGGUCCGGAUGGUGAGUUGCAAAAACAGGUUGCAAGAGGGAAUUCCAAUGUACCUAGUCGAGGGGGAGAUGUUUUUAUGGACGAUUUCAACGGAAAUUCGAAUGAUUUAAAUGCCGAGUUCCAAUUGGUGGUUGGCGAUAGUCCUCCAAUACACGACGGGGAAACCGUUGUGGAUGAAGAAGAAGAAAAGCAAUUAAAACCACUGGAAAGCGUUGCUGAUAAUAGCGAGGAUAAGCCUAAAGACCCCGAGGUGACGGAUUUUGAAGUAAAGAGCGUUACCGGGGACGACAUCAAGCUACCCGAUGAAAAGAUUCCAGACCCGGUUCAAGAUGUCACAAACCUCAGUGGGGAGGAUCACCCAACAACAAUCGACGCUAUACCCCAUCAAACAACUACAGCGACUGAACCUCAAGCGGUUCAGGGAGAGCCUUCGCUGAUAAAUGAACUAAAACUUAUUGAAGAUGAAAUUUACCAAGCUGCUGCUCGGCUAAUCACCUUUAGCUCAACUCCUGUAGUUGUAGCUACAAAAAAAAGAAGCUAUUCUCAAUUCGCCAAUAUAGAAAGCGGUGGUCCAUCGAGCUCUCAAAAUAAAGUUGUGACGCAGGCUCACGAGUGUCCGUUGUGCCAAACUACUCUUGCUGAUAUUCUUACGAUACGCAAAGCAAUGGGCUUAGAGCAAGGCCUCAGUGGUAUUGAAAUCAUGAAAAAGCAUGUUGAGCUAUGCACUAAACUAUAUGCGGAUGACGAUGAGGAUAGGGAUGAUGAUGAGGAGGACAGGAUCGAGGACGAGGAAGAGGAAGAGGAAAAUGCAAUUGACAUUGAUAUUGAUGAGGCAGAAUCAGAGGAGGUUGAGGGACAGGGCGACGAGGAAGAUGAGGAAGAAGAGGAAGAGGACGAGGACGAGGACGAGGACGAGGACGAGGAUGAGGACGAAGAAAAAUGGGAAGACGAGGAUGUAAUGGAGGAUGUGGUUGAUGGUGAUGGGGAUGUUGUUUUGGAUCCAGAAUCGCAGGAUUCGUUAAGGUUUCACAGAUCCACACAGAAUCAGAAAAAUCUUCCAGCUUACAUUGUCUGCAAUCCGGAAACCAUUGAAAAGGAGCUCGCGGCUAUGGAAGCGGCUCUUUUAUCUGGGCAAUUCCCGUCGACUACAGCUAUCCAAGAACUUUUGUUUUCUAAGCUCACCGAUGUCUCUGAAUUCCAGAAAAGUCUUGACAGUGCUAAAGACGAGGGAGAGCGAUUCCACGCAGAGGAAAAUAUUGUCUGGGCUUUGGAAGCAAUGCAAAAGGAGUAUCUUCUUCUAGAAGAGGUCAUCAGGCAGAAAGAGGCUGAAGAAGAAGCCUCUGCAAUUUUCAGUGGGGAGUCCUUGUCUAGUGGGAGAGGCAGGGGGAGGGGCAGAGGGCGGGGGAGAGGCAGCAUACAAAGAGGAAGAGUCAGAUCCCAUUGCAAAAAUCCUCUUUGGCCUGACGAUCGUAUAGUGUGGGAAGAUAAGAAGGAGGCAGAACUCUACGGUUUCGCAUAUGAUCCUGCUCCUGAUAAACGCGGCAAACAGGACGCAGAUGGGCAGCAAUCUGGUAAAUACUCGAUUCGGGGUAGGGAGUUACGCAGUCGUGAUAAAGCCGCCGAGUAUGUUAUCAUGCCUGGAUACGAAUUCAAAGACCCCCGUGUGCAUACACUACAGCCCAAACUCACAAGACGCCGGAGAUUGGCAGAAGACAAGAACAAGGAAAAAGAGCCAGGUAAGGAGAAUGGGAGAGCGGAAUCUGCGCCUGUUCAAUUGCCACCUGGCCUCGAUCCUUUGAUGCCUCCUAUCAAAAAGCGAGUUGGUAGACCACCAAAAAAUCCUAAUGCCCAUGCCUUGGCCCUUGCAGCGGCCCAGGCACAACCUAGAGAAUUACUUGCGGCGAUUCCACUUUCCCGUACUCACUCAGCAGACAAUCUUAGCCGAGUCCGAGGCUCGCCGCUCUCAAAUCGAAGAAGUGGGCGGCUCAGCAAUUUCGGCCAAGGACAACCGGCCGGGGACUCUGGGGGUGAUGAAGUGGUUGAAUCUUCUGCAGCGGAGCCGGCAGACCAAUCAUAUAGCACACUCCGGAUUAGGUUCAGUGCUAACGGUCGCGAGCAAUUGAGGGACAUUCUCUCAAGAGACCCGAAUCCUGUUUUUGAGCUGUCCGAUAUCAUGCCAUUACCGUGUUCGCUGAAUAUCCCUGCUACACAGUCGGAACCCGUAUCUCCUUUGAGGCUCUAUCAUGGCGGAAAGCAAACUCGUCAAAACGAUGGUUUACUCACAUUGAUGACUGACGCUGCUGGUCUGGACGAGGGCCCUGGAUCACCUAUCUACGACUCGGCUCCAGAAGGAGCGACCACCCCAACGAGAGGCAGAGGCAGAGGGAGGGGGAGAGGUAGGGGGAGAGGUAGGGGGAGAGGCAGGGGGAGAGGCGUAUCUAUAAGUAGAGGUAGGGGAAGGGGGAGAGGGAGGGGAUCCGCAGUAACAGCUUCAUCUGGACUGCGUAUUGAGACUGCAAGUUCAGUUGAUGAUGAUGAAGCAAGAAUGGAAGAUGAGGAUACCGAUGCUUUUACAGAUUUCAAUGGACGCUUUAAUUCUCCUCCCGAGUAUAGCCGUAACGGAGAAUCAACUGACGCCGACGAUCACAUUGUUAGCGGCGAUGCGUCAGCGACCUCCAAUGGGAACCAUGAUUUUAGGUUUCAUUCAAAUUCGUUCACGGUCCCAAACAAAACCCCCGUAGGAAAGAGCACUUCGGUUCCGCCAACCACGGCCAUGCUUUUUAAUGGCAACAGCGCGGCAUCAACUCCUUCUCCAAUGUUUGGUGUCUUUCAAAGCCGACCAGGCCCGGCUUCGCUACCAGCAAUAUCCAGUGGUAGUCCUACUGAGUUAAACCCUCAGGAUGAACUUGAAGAUAGAAAAUCAAGACAGCGCGUGAGAGGGAAAACCUAUAAGACUCCUACAUUUGUCUCAAGGACAGAGGCUGAUCCAAGAGCCACGAAAGAAGAAGAGUUUAUUGAGGCGCAAAAUGGAAAUCUUGGAAAACGUAAGAGGACUAGAACGGCACUUGCAUAUGAUGCACCAAAGAGAAAAUCUAGAGGAAGACAAACUGAGGGGGGUUCACGUUCAGGUGGCAGUCACGAUUCAAGGGACGGGUCGCAAGAGGCAGAUGUGGAGAUGAGCGAUGACGACGAGAGCGAUGAAGGUGAUAUGAGCACUUAUGGGGGUACAGGUGCAUAG